Lytechinus pictus (painted urchin) is the source of this 9226-nucleotide messenger RNA. RefSeq names its product zinc finger CCCH domain-containing protein 4-like. Gene Ontology annotation, molecular function: RNA binding; metal ion binding. The transcript has 12 exons. The record is from RefSeq and is a predicted model, not a curated record. Lineage: Eukaryota; Metazoa; Echinodermata; Echinoidea; Temnopleuroida; Toxopneustidae. Gene Ontology annotation, biological process: negative regulation of DNA-templated transcription. The coding region runs from base 202 to 5115 and encodes 1637 amino acids. Gene Ontology annotation, cellular component: nucleus.
GAUGACGUCAUCUUUCGAAGCAUUAGUACGCCAUGUUUUUCAUUCUGCGAAGGGGGAAAUCUGCUCAUCUCUCAAUGAAAGAAUGGAUUCAUCGUGAAAUGGAUGUGAAAAUGCUGUGAAAUGUAAUCAUUUCCUUAACAACAUUGCAUAGAACACAUUGACGAGGAAAAAUCGAGGAAACAAACAGGAAAACGUCAAAAAAUGGCGCUUGAAACCCUGUUUGAAACACCCCCGCCUCUCGUGUCCUGUGAAAACAAAGAAAGCCUAAAUGAAGGCUCAGAAAGGAAUCCUGAAGAGGAUGGCGAGAUCUUGGAAGACGGUGAGCUCAGCGACGAGGUCGAAGGAGUCCAGCAGCCCGAUGAGAUGGGCAACGAAGAGGAGGGGUACGUGGAUGGAGGAGGCGGUAACUAUGGUUAUGAAAAUGAUGCAGGGGUGGAGGAAGAAAUGGAAGAGCAAGAGCAAGUCGUUGAAACCCCUCGCAAGAGCAGGAGACGCCACCGUCAUCGAGAACAUAAGGAAGAAGGCGAUGAUGAGGAGGAGGAGGAGGAAGGAAAUGAGGAAGGGGAGGAUGAUCGAGAAAAGAGGAGGAGACGAAAAAGGAGGAAGGAGAAGCACAGUAGCAGACGGCAUCAUCACAAGAAGUCGAAAAGAAGAAAAAGGCAUCAUUCUAGCGAAGAAGAAAAUGGGAGUCCUGAAGACAUGGAUGCAGACGGAGCACGGGCCCCUUCGAAGAAGAGACGCUCCGUUCACCGAGAAAGAAGACGCCCUUCCGAGCCAGACGAGGAGGAAGGCUGGCACGGCGAGAUAGACGGUCCCGAUGACGAAGGCAGGAUGGAGAGAGCGAGAGGAAGGAGGGGGCAGAGGAGCAUGAGUAGGGGAGGGGAGAUGUGGGGGAUGAGAGGCAUGGAAGGGCAGGAGGAGGAACAGGGAUACGGGAGCUCUGGAGCCGAUUCGUGGGAGGAGGAGAUGAGGAAGUACAAAGCCCAUCAGGCAGGGUUUGUAGAUGAAGAAUCGGAGGAGGAGGAGAUGUCACCCCGUAUGGCCGGUGCCCAGCGUGGGAGGGGCAGAGGCAGGGGCAGGGGAAAGCCCCCUCCUGGUGCCAAACAUAGUUUUAUCCAAGAGAAAUUGAAGAAGAUAGCUCUCGCUGCUAAGAUGAAAGGCAAAGGUCGAGGGCGUGGAUCCGGGCCUCCUGGUCCUAAGCCACCCAAAGAACCGAUGGGAGAGAAGAAGAUGAUGCUACAUCUCAUCUGCAAAUUUUACCUUGAAGGUCGCUGCAAGAAGGGAGAGAACUGUACUUAUAGCCACGAUCUGACGCAGCAGAGGAAGCAGGAGCUCUGUAAAUUCUACGUCAGCGGAUUCUGCAAUAAAGGAGAUACUUGCCUCCAUUGUAGCCAUUGCCCGUUGAGCUCGGAAGAUCAGGGCGCUGUUCGUGGCGAUGAGGAGAGACAGAGAGGAGAGAGGUCAGCCAGGAGAAACGGGGAGGUUGUUGAGGGGUCCGAUAUGGACUUAGCUAGCGACGUGGACCAAGACCCAUGGCCAGAGCCUGGUCUUCCCCCUUGGGUCCCAACCAAAGAAGACCUAGAGAUUGAGAAAAGACUCUGGUGCUGGAUGACCCCGGACCAGUUACCCGAUCGUCCAGACCUCGUUGAAGAGCUGGGGACCGCUAUCGGGUCCUGGUUCCGUGCCGAUCCCUCAAACAUGUACGAAGAUGCUCUUGAAUUUGCAGAGUAUUGGGUCAGGCAUGAAAUGGGAAAGGUGGAGGCCCAGAAAGAAGCCCUGGGGGACUCCAUCGAACCCGGUCUUGGCGCUUGGGUUCCAGUUCAGGAACCUGCUCUGGAAGACAUUGUAGACAUUGAUCCCAAAGUAAUAGACCCAGACAGACCUGGUCCGGGGUAUUAUUUCUAUACUACUCCUGGGCCCGAGGAAACGGUUCUUCGUUGGGCCUAUUUACCAAAGAGCGCCCUCCUCCAUGCGCCUGAUGUACCUUCCUUAACUCAUAAUCUACGUGAUUUCCCGUGCAAGUACUUCCAUUCAGGAUCAGAAUGCUACCAAGGCGAGAAGUGCCGCUUCUCCCACGAACAAUUGAAUCCACAUACCAAGAUGCUUCUGGAGAAGUCCCUAUCCUCGUUCGAUGAGUUUCAAGAAGGUCCCCCACGCUCCCCGUCUAAGACCAAAGGUCUUCUCCCCACCCCUGGGGAUACAAGUCACAUACCAUCUUUGCUUGACAUUGAUGUUCGGCCUCCACAGUUAGAGGAGCCACCUGGACCGAUGUCCUUUUACGGCGCUGAAAAUCCUGAGUACGCCGAGCCCCAUCAGCAGGGACCUGAUCAAAGGGACUACCAAGGACAGUUCCAAGACCAGCAAGGAGGACCUGGUCCAUACCCAGACCAAUAUCAGCAGCAACAGCCGUAUCCGCAAGACCAGGACCAAUACCAGGACCCGUAUGAGAUGGUCAAUCAGUUUGUGUCUCUGGCCCGAUCGAACCACGAUCAAGCGCAGAAUCGGGAUUCCACUCGUCAGUGUCAAGACCAGCAGGACAUGGAUUCAAACAGAGGGCAGGAGACCACGCCCUUACCAAGCUCUCAAAGUGAGGACAACUCAGCUAGUUCGGACAAAGAAAUUUCUUCAAGUGACUUCCAUCCACGUGAAAGAAAGACCCGGCUUCCAUCCCCUCCAACAGACAACAGUACUAAAUCCCCUCCCCGAGAAGAAAUGGAACAGUCCGGACAGCCAGACACCUCUGCCCCUGCGUCGUCCAGCGCUUCCAGGCCCGUCCAGGGUGAACUGUCCCCCGAGCCGUCGCCUCCGCAAGGUUCUCCUGCAGGCGAGAAGCCAGAGAAACAGUCCAUCCCGGCCUCCAUCCCGGCGAAGCAGAAAGCCCUCUUCAUGAGGAUACAACAGAAGCAGCAUGAUGGGAAGGCAGGAAGUGAUGUCAAUUCAGAGUCAGAUGACAAUAGCAAGCGUAAGUCAUCUCAAGACGAGGCCCUCUGGUAUUCAAGUGAUGAAGAGGAACGAGCUAAGAAGAAAAGCACCUCUGCCAAGAAGAUGAACGAGCCAGUCAUAAUCCCUAAGGAUUCUGCAGAAAAAACGUCAGAUCCAGGACUUCCUGCUGGCACUGGUAUGAGCUCUGAUGCUGUCAAGAAACUGACUGCCAUCCAAAUCCCAAGUGCUCUCGCCAAUCUCUUCGCUGGAAAGACCACGCCCACAACCCCGUCGAGUUCUGGUAACCAGGUGACUUUUAAUCUUCUUGAUUUUGUCAAGAAGGGACCUGCAGCAUCCAAACCCGCCCCUCUGACUCCUACUUCACCUCAGACAGAAAUCUUGGACUCUCCUAUGUCACCGAUCAAUGAGGAGUUUAGGUUGAUUGAAUGUAUUCGUGAACCAGGUAGACCAGACCCUCGUUCAGGGAGGGAGAAAAGGGACAAGUCUGAUAUGCGUUUUAGAGUUUUGCAUUGGAAAGACAAUAAAUAUUCCAUCAAUGACCCGGACGAUAGGCCGUCGCUGCAACCGAUUGAGUUAACAACACCAACUGAGCUUAAAAGUCAGCCCAACUUUCCAAAGACGACUCUCUCUCAAUUCAUGCCUGGAAAUCAAAUGGCCCAACCCAGCAUGACGGUGCCGCCAAGUCAAGGUCCUCUUGACCCGAGAAUGAAGAGAGAUCCCCGGCUUGCAAGAAUGCAAGGCCCUGAGGAAGCCGCAGGUCCAAAGGAUCCACGUAUGAAUAGAGACCCCAGGUCAAUGGCUUUAAACGUGCCAAAUAUGCCGGACAUGGGAAUUAAUAACAUGCCCCCUCCCCUUCUGCCAAUGCCUGAUGAAAGAAUGAGACACAUGGGACCUGGACCUAGACCUUCACCUCAAGAUGGACUUUUACCCAUGCCACCUGGGGGCCCGAGACCACCACUUGGACCACUGCCUCCGUUUAUGCCAGGUCCAGGUCCUAGGGGUAUGUUGCCGCCAUUCGGUGGACCACUUCCACCUUUGGGUAGGUUUCCUCAAGAUAUGCCUCCCCCAGACAUGAACAUGCCACCUAGGGGUCCACCUUUCCAGGGACCUGGUCCAAGAAUGGGUCCUGGACCUGGGCAUGGUCAACAUCCUCCAUUUAUUAGGACUCCAUUAAUCAGACAGAUGUCCGAUGGAUCGGGUCAUGUCUCAGGCCCUCCCAAUUUUCAGGGUGGACCAGGCCCAGGAGAUCUGCCAAUGAACAGAUUUAGAGGACCUUCGCCAAACGAUCCGAGGGGUAAUGUCAAUGACCCAAGGAACAUUAAUCCUAGACAAGCAGCUCCAGAUCCGAGACAGGCAGUGCAGGAUCCAAGACAGGCAGCACAGGACCCCAGAAGUCAAAGACAGAUAGCACAGGAUCCUCGAGAUCCAAGACAGAUGGCACAAGAUCCGAGAGGUCAGAACCAGACACUACAAGAUCCUCGAGAUCCUAGACAGACAGCGCAAGGUCCCAGAGAUCCGAGACAGAUGGCGCAGGAUCCCAGAGACCCACGGCAAGGUCUUCAAGAAUCGAGAGAUCCUAGGCUUGCACAGACGGACUCUCGAGAUCCCAGGAAAGGUCCUCCUGCAGAGAGCCGUGAUCCUCGACUUAUGAGGCAAAUGAGCAGUAACAAGCCCGGAGGUGGUAGUCCUUCUCAGUCAGACAACUUGCCAGCUCAAGAUAUAGAUGAAAGGUUGAACAUUCCCAAACUUCAGGAUGUUGAUCUUCGCAGGCAGGUUCCCGACCGUAAAGCCAAAUUGCAAGGAUUCUCUAUCCCAAAGUUGCCGAAGCGAUCCGACGUAGCUGAAGCUGACACGACUAGUGGGGAUCCUGAUAAUUUGGGUGGCAGCGGUGGGAUUAGUCACAGGAAGGUACCCAGUGCGCACCACGGCCUUCCACAGGGUCUGGCAUCGUUUGAUGUCGGUGGUAAGACCAGGACUAAUUUCCCCAGCGGGGAUCCAAGGACUAAAAGCGGGAGGGAUUCUCCUCAAAUGACCCUCCAGAUUCAGAUCCCUGGUAACGGCGAAGGCGAUGGUGACAUGGCUGCGGCAAUCGCUCAACUAGCUGAGGAACCUGAUAUCCAACUAAAGGACAUGUUCAAGACCCAGGAUCCUACAGCAUCGCCAUUCUGUUGAUAACCCCAUGAAAUCCAUGCCACUUUUGUGAGUAGCUGCCAUUUAAAACGAGUACUUAUAGAUUUAGCACCAGUGAUCCAUGCAUCAUUUAUCAGUUUCUUGAAACUUAUUAUUUUGUAUUUUUUCUACUGCUAUAAGCCACUGACAGCAUGGUACUUGAUUGGCUGAUAACAAUGUUGUCAUUAAUUUUAAGCAUUUGUUAUUGAUAGCAAGUUUCAUGAAACUAGCUGUUGGUUACAGGGUUGUUCCACCUGGAUGAUUUAGCCAGUGUUUGCACUUUGCAGGCAUUAUUAUGGCAAGCUGUUUUAUCAAUUAAUCUUAUUUCAAGAAUUAAAUUCUUGUUAUCAAGUGGCUUGCAAUACAUAUGUCAUACACUGACUAAAUCACUCGGGUGGAACAGCCCCCUCAAUACAUGUAUAUGAGAGAAUGUUAAUUUUGAAAUUCUUUGAAGAUAUGAGUCAGUUUUGUUUCUGUAUCAUCAUGAAGAUAAUUGUCUUGUUAUUUUUUGUUCAUUCAAAUGGUACGUCCAAAUUUUAUUAACAUAGAAGAAUGUAUUGCACCAUGGCCAACUGAGAUGUGAGAGUUCAAAUGGUAUUUAUAUUUGGUUAUUUUGUUCUGUGAACAUUAAAAGCUGAAUACAAAUUUAUAACAAAGACUGAGUAACAGAAUGCCCUCCAAUUUUGCACAAUUUAACAUCUAUAGCUAUAUUCAGUAUGAGGGUAUGGAUCUACUCAUAAUAACUUUAUUGUUUAGGGUAAUUUUUCAUUUAUUUUUGUAGUUUUUCUUUUAUUCCAUCUUUCUUCAAGUCAAUAUUUCCUAUCUCAUUUCUACUCUUUGCCGUUCUGCCUCCUUUUUUUUGUCUUCUUCCUCCCCCUCUUCUUCCUCUGACUUCUCCUCUGCCUAUUUCUUAUUUUUCCUCUUUUUUCCAUCUUCUGCUUUUCCAUCUUCUCAUUUUCCAGCUUUUUAUUUUCCAUCUUUACCAUUUUCCUUUUCCUUCCUCGUCUAAGUAUUCCUCUUAUUCUCCUUCAUUUAUCUUUUUUCUUUUACUCUUGAUUUAUUCUUCCUCUAGAAAAUUGAGAGUUGUAAAAUUUGAUAAACUUCUCUAUUUACUUUUUAUGGCGAUUCUCAAAUUGGCAAUAUUGCUUUAGAAUGACGGACGUAUUCGUACAAACUUCUGUUUUCUGCCCCAUUGGCACAUGAAUUAUUUUUCAAGAUUGUAUUAGACUGUAAUUUCUCAUUGACUCAUGUAUGAUUUAUAAAAAUUGAAUUUCCUAUGAUGUAUCUGAGGUGAGAAUAGCAUAAAAUGUGACCUGCCACACCAAACCAACAAGUCAGCCGAAAUGAUUUUAUUAUUUAUUUCUUUUUAGCUUGAAAAUGCACAUCCUAAGCUGUUAAAGGUAUUGUUUAACUUUGUGAGCAGCCGAUUUAAAAAAUUCUCAAACCAAGAUGAAACAUGUGUACAAGUGCAUGUAUUAGAACUAAUAAACCCUGAAAACGACCAUUAUUGAGAAUGAAAAGCUAAAACUACAAGGCAAACCCCGAGUUUGUAAAUAGGCGUCUUAUAGACGCCUAAAUAGUACACAUAAGUGUAAGGGGUGAAAUUAAGAUGGUGUUUUCGGUCACUUUAUAUUUCAAUUUUGAAGCACUAAAUACUUAAUUUCGAACGCAAUUUUUUUUGGGCUUCAUUUUUGUAACAUAUCACAGACACAGGUGACAAGUGUGACCUUCUAGCUCAGAUUUUUUAAAAGUCAAACCAAUGUUAACCAAUCACUUUAAGUAAUAAGUAGCUUGUCAAAAUUAGACACCAAUAACCUUAACAACUUCAAGUUUGACGGUAUGAUGAGGAAAACUUUUUUUUUUCAUAUAGGCAAAUUAAAUUUUGAAUACCAAAUGAUUAUUUUGUCUAUUUACAAAGAACCUUCCCUGGCGACAUUUUGUUGGUUUGGGGUGCACUUUAAGAGGUGAUGCUGAAAAUAUUAAAAUUUAGGAACUCAAAGCAUUUGAAUAUCACUGAAAAAUCAGUGAAGUCUACAUAAAUCAAACUUCCCUAUUAAAUUUGAAGCAAUUUUUAUGACCAUGAUGGUGUUUCACAAUGAUUAAGAUGUGAUUUACACAAUAAAAACACUGCAAAAUUUUGUACAACUAUGCUUACUGUAUGAACCUUACCAUGGUUGUUUAAACAGUUUAAACAUGUGUUUAAAAUCUUAAACCACAAAGCUUAAUUUUCAAUAAAUUUGGCAUGGUUGUUUAAACUGUUAAACAACUACUUUAAGUUUCAUAUAGCAUUGUAUAAAUUUUAAACAGCGUUUUUAUUGUGUAAAAAAUGGCCCUCUAACUCCCAGCUGGGUGCAUCAUCACAUCACAGUAUUUGGUGGUAUCAUAGUUGGGCGAUGUACCUACUGAUUAAUUUAUAGAUGAGAGUACUUUUUAAGUUUAUGUUAGAAUUUAAGAAUUUUGAUCUUUCAUGAAGUUAUUUCUUUGCUAUGCUAUGUCUUGUUUUUUUUUCAGUCAUUUUAAUUGCACUCAGGAACUUCAUGUAUAUUUAUAGAUUUGCUUAAAGCCUGUCUUCAGCUUCACUAAAUCCCCAAAAUGUGCGUGUAACUAUUACAAGUCAUCACUUGAUUUUAUGACUCGGUGUGCCCUAAAACAGUUAUGAUGCGAAGAAUAUGAGACGAGAAUGUGUUUUACCAGAUAGGUUUUGUGAUUUUACAUAAAAACGUAUUUUGAACAGGUGCCCGAUCGAUAUUCAAAAUCAUGUACUCGGCUGAACAUUUCAGGAUAUAUUUUUGACAGUAACUUCUUAAUAUCUAAUCCUUUAAUUUGUAAGAUAAAUGCGUAUAGGGCCCAUUUUAAGGAAAACACAAUUUUGUCGAUAGAGGGCACUAGAUAUGUUUGAUUUGAAUAUGUCCAUUUUCACAUAGAAUUUGCAGUUUAAAAAAUAUCAAAUGGCUACAAUCCAGUCUUUAAGAUUGUAAUGUGUGUUGAUAGUAUAAUUCACAUUACUGACUGUUUAUCAAACUAAAGUCAGGCUUUCAUUGGUUGGGCGUGUACUGUUAUGCUCAAAACACACUGUACCAAAGUGACAACAUUUUGAAGUUUUGCCAAUUUUUGAUAAUAUGAUGCAGAGCCCUGAAAAUCAUACAACUAUAUCAGAAUCAUUAAAUUGGCAACUAUAUCUAAAUCAUUAAAUUGGCAAUGAGUGGAACCAGAAAAUCAUUGCUUUAUCAUGAGAAUUUUGAUAUUUUCUUUUAAUGGCAAUUUACUUAAAAUCUAAUGUUUCCCUUUUCAAUAGACUCUGUUUAUUUGACUGUUUUUGAGACCAAGACCUGCUGAAAAUAGUUGCGACACUGUUCUUGAAAGAAAUGAAUGGAAUAAAUCAAUAAAUCGUCAAAUUGGCAAUGCAGUGGAACCACAAAAUCCUUGUUUUAUCAUGAAAAUUUUGAUAUUUUCUUUUAAAUCCAAAGCACUUGAAAUUCAAUGUUUCCCUUUUCAAUAGACUUUUUGAUUUGACUGUUUAUGAGACCAAGACCUGCUGAAAAUAUUUGUGACACUGUUCUUGAAAGAAAUGAAUGGAAUAAAUCACUAAAUCGUUAUAUUGGCAAUACAGUGGACUGGAACCACUAAAUCCUUGUUUUAUCAUGAACAUUUUGAUAUUUUCUUUUAAAUGGCAAAGUACUUAAAAUCCAAUGUUUCCCAUUUCAAUAGACUUGUUGAUUUGACUGAUUGUUAUGAGAAUAAGACCUGCGAAAUAUGGUAUUGACAAUGUUCCUGACCCCCCCCCCCCCCUCAAUCUUUUGUUUCAAUUGUAAGUAUGGAUGUAUAUAAUUCAGAAUCAGAUAUUUGUAUAGUGUAUAAAAAAAUGCCAGCAGGUAUUUUGUCACUUAACACCUAAUAACGCAUUUAUGUGAGUGAGUGGUGAAAAGAAAAAUAUGCAGAUUUCCUCUAUGGAUGUUGUAUUUUGUACCCCUGUCUUGAAAGUGGUUGCUUCCGUAUUAUGCUGUACUGAUAUUAGGUACAUUGGACUGUACCAUUUGUUGAUAGGGUUAUGAGAGAUGUUAUUUGCUUUUGUUAUUGCUUUAUGAAUAAAAUACUAUUGAACUUGCCAAAAUAA